UGCGGGCGGAAGUGGCUCAGAAACCAUCUGGAGGCUUCGGAUCACCCGCUAGCUGCUCCUCCGCUCCCCGAACAACACGUUAACACAACACGUUAACAAACCUCAAAGCACUGCCAGAGGUGGUCUAUAGUAACACUAUGGACGAAGACAUCCUGACAACCCUCAAACUAUUGAUUAUUGGCGAGAGUGGAGUCGGGAAAUCCAGUCUCCUGAUCAGGUUCACAGAUGACACGUUUGAUCCAGAGCAGACAGCGACCAUAGGCGUGGACUUCAAAGUAAAGACAAUCGCCAUCGAUGGAAAUAGUGCAAAACUUGCCAUUUGGGACACAGCUGGGCAGGAGAGGUUUCGCACCCUCACUCCCAGUUACUACCGUGGUGCGCAGGGUGUUAUUCUGGUGUAUGACGUCACUAAGAGGGACACCUUCACCAAGCUGGAGAACUGGCUGAACGAGCUGGAGACGUACACAACCCGGAACGACAUCGUCAAGAUGCUUGUUGGCAAUAAAAUUGACAAAGACAGCCAUGAGGUGGACCGAAACGAGGGCCUGAAGUUUGCUAGGAAACACUCCAUGUUAUUUAUCGAGGCCAGCGCCAAGACCAAGGACGGUGUCCAGUGUGCCUUUGAGGAGCUGGUGGAGAAGAUCCUCCAGACACCAGGGCUGUGGGAGAGCGACAACCCGGGCCAGGGGGUCCGCCUGGGGGAGCAGGAGCCGCGGGCUGGUGGGGGCUGCGGAGGGUACUGCUCCAUACCCUGAAUACCACCGACCUACCUGGGGAAAUGACCGGACACAGGAAAGGCAACCGAAUGGGGGGGGGGGGGGAGAAGGAGAGAGAGCGAGAGAGAGCAUAGUCGUACAGGUUCUGUAUUGAAGGAUCUCAUUGAUCGAAGGCCUCAAAUCUUAUCCGGUCAGGCGAACUUUUGCUGUUUGCACACUUCCUGUUAACUCUCGUUUGUCUUGGUUUUUUUGUUCUUUCACAGUUUUUUUUUUUUUAACUUCCUGGUCAACUCUAUAUCAAAAGAUACAAAAAACAACUCAUGACAGGAAGUGCAUUAUUUUAAUUAGUCCACCCAUGCUAGAUGAUUAUCAUCUGGUUUCCAUUCAUCACGUCAGCAACAGUUACUCUAUUUCCCCCCAUUUUUUUUGUUCUUGCUCAAACUGCUGCAAGAUAAGACUUAAUGUAAAGCGGCUAUAUCAUGCGGCAAUUUGUAGGAUACAGUGCAGGGCUGGGAACGGUAAAUCCAAUAACAAUAUCUACAUCUAAAAUCCUGCAGGGCUUGGGCCACGGCUCUCAUGUAUGUAUGUAUGUAUGUGUGUGUGUGUGUGUGUGUGUGUGUGUGUGUGUGUGUGUGUGUGUGUGUGUGUGUGUGUAUAUAUAUAUAUAUAUAUAUAUAUAUAUAUAUAUAUAUAUAUAUAUAUACACACACAAACACUUGGAGAGAGGCUGUUGGACCUGGAGAUUUGGCUCUUUUAAGAUGACCCUUAUAUCAAAGAGAGGCCUGUUUUCCUUUUCAUUUGAAGCAUUAAUAGAUUUUAUGCAUAGACCCCCCCCCCCCCCCCAUUAAUAUGUAUACCAAAUCAGCAGUUUUUAUUAUCUUUCUUAUGUAAUUAGAUCUAUUUACUCAUGAUUUUCAUUAUUCUUUAUUUAUACCAUUUUCUGUACUUUGAUGUCUCAUUGCAGAUUUGCUGCCACGCAGUUCUCUAAAAUCGACUCAGUAUUUGGUCAGGAGAGUAUGCAUACACUAAUUUUGGCAAUUUAAUUCAAGAAGCUUUUGCAGUAACACAAAGCCUCUUUACUCACUGGCACUUUCUCCUUGCGUACCCCUAUCUACUCUGGCAAUUACAAAUGGCCUCAAAAAAAAGAUUAUUGAUUAGACCUAUUGAGUAAAGACAUGACACUCUACCGUUGUAAGUCAAUAUUCUAUCAGAGGCACGUCUCAGUAAGUUUCCUCCAGUAUCUGUGCCACCUGCAGUUAUUUCAUGGUCACUGUACUGCAACAUGUUUUCUUCAUCAUUUCUAUUCGUUUUUGCUGUUGGCUGUUAAACAUGUAAUAUAUGAAGGGUUUGUUUUUUCUUUAUAGGUUACCGGUGUGCUCUUUUCUGCAUUUUAGUUGAGUCGAAUACCCUUAAAAUAAAGAAUUGCCUUAUUAUUCCAUGA
Gadus macrocephalus (Pacific cod) is the source of this 2157-nucleotide messenger RNA. RefSeq names its product RAB18B, member RAS oncogene family (gene rab18b). The coding region runs from base 138 to 755 and encodes 205 amino acids. Lineage: Eukaryota; Metazoa; Chordata; Actinopteri; Gadiformes; Gadidae. The transcript is spliced from 7 exons. The record is from RefSeq and is a predicted model, not a curated record. Gene Ontology annotation, molecular function: GTP binding; GTPase activity.